AUGCAGGUUCCGAUUGGAACAGUUGCUGCUGAAUAUAUUGGUUUUAUGGUUGCAUUUGCAGCAAAUAUAUUUCUGAUCUAUCUGAUAAUAACCCAAACUCAUCAUAAUAUUGGAUUGUACAAGAAUUUGAUGUUAUGGUUUGCUGUUUUUUCACUUUGGUAUUCUUUCAUUGAUAUUAUAACCCAACCAGCAAUUCAUUCUUACAAAAAUUGUUUUCUUGUAAUUUGUACCAGUUGGUUCAAGUAUGAUAAAUUACUGGGAUCUUUCAUAGUUCGUAAGUGAUUUCUUCAGAUCUUGUUUUUAAAUUAAUACAUAUUUUUAGCAUCAUAUUGUGCAUCUUAUGCUCUUACAGUAAUUCUUCUAGCAAUUCACUUUAUUUAUCGAUAUAUCGCAAUUAGUCGACCCUUUGAUAUCAGAUAUUUUAAUUAUCCUCUUGCCAUAAUUUGGCCAUCACUUUUUUUUGGAGUUGGUAUUUUUUGGUGGAUCAAUUGUUAUUUUUUACUUUAUCCUAACUCUAGAACUGAUGCGUAUGUAAAAGAAACAAUUUUGAAUAAUUAUCAUGAUGAUAUCGAAAAACUUUCAUACAUUGGUCCAGUAUACUACGUAAGUCUGUUUUGUCUCGUUUACUGAAAUGAAGUAAUUUCACACAGUUUAUCGACAAAAAUGGAAAAUAUGAAAUUCAAUGGCAAAAUUGUUUCGGAAUGAUAAAUGUAUUGGCUGUAUCAGUAACUACUUUUAUUGUUAUAAUAACUCUCGGUGUUUUGAUUUACAAGAAAAUGCACAGUGUUGAAAAUAUUAUUGCCGAAAAAACUAAAAGACUUCAACGCCAACUAUUCUAUUCCCUUUCGGUUCAAACAAUUGUUCCAAUUAUUUUUAUGUACACUCCGACUACAGUACUUUUUGUCGCACCAAUUUUUGGAAUUGACUUGGGAAGUAUGGCUAACAUAACAUCAAUUUGUCUUGCGCUAUAUCCAGCUUUGGAUCCAUUGGUGGUUAUGUUUUUCAUCAACGAUUAUCGUAAAUAUAUUUUAAGUAAGUCUGUCCAAAUCAUUUUUAGCAACUACAUUUUUGUUUAGGAAAAUUAUCAUUGUCUAUGAAUCCAUCUUCAGAUGUCGUCGUUCAUGUUGCAGGAUCAAUGAAUAUAAUCAUAUAA
Caenorhabditis angaria is the source of this 1153-nucleotide messenger RNA. NCBI's taxonomy places the organism in Eukaryota, Metazoa, Nematoda, Chromadorea, Rhabditida, Rhabditidae. The record is from the annotation of a GenBank genome assembly.